Messenger RNA from Elephantulus edwardii (Cape elephant shrew), 939 nucleotides. RefSeq names its product olfactory receptor 51G2-like. Gene Ontology annotation, molecular function: olfactory receptor activity; G protein-coupled receptor activity. Gene Ontology annotation, biological process: G protein-coupled receptor signaling pathway. Gene Ontology annotation, cellular component: membrane. The transcript has a single exon. The record is from RefSeq and is a predicted model, not a curated record. The coding region runs from base 1 to 939 and encodes 312 amino acids. NCBI's taxonomy places the organism in Eukaryota, Metazoa, Chordata, Mammalia, Macroscelidea, Macroscelididae.
AUGGCAAUUGUUAACAACAGCACCUUCUUAUUCAUACUGAUGGAUCUUCCCGGACUGGAGAGUGCUCAUUGUUGGACAGCUAUUCCUAUCUGUUUUAUCUAUGUUCUUUCUGUGUUGGGAAAUGUCACCAUUAUGUACAUUGUCAAGUCUGUGCCCAGUCUCCAUACACCCAUGUACCUCUUUCUCUCCAUGCUUUCAAUGGCUGACCUAGGCCUCUCAGCAUCCACAUUGCCUUCCAUGGCAGCUGUCUUCCUCCUGAGUCAGAGGAAGGUGGAUGCUGCAACUUGUUUUGUGCAACUUUUCUUCAUCCACACUUUCUCUGUCAUUGAGUCAGCUGUGCUUUUGGCUAUGGCUUUUGACCGCUGCGUGGCUAUCCGAGAGCCUUUACGUUACGCCACUAUUCUUACAACCAAGCGCAUCGGGGCUAUUGGACUAGCCAUCGUGACUCGGAGUGCUGCCCUCCAUUUGCCCCUGCCCGUGCUCCUUGGACGAUUGCAAUUCCAGCCAAUGAAUGCACUAGCUCAUUCCUAUUGUGUUCAUCCUGAUGUUCUAAGGCUGGCCAGGUCCAGCACUCGUGUCAACAGUGGCUUUGGACUCUUCGUAAUGCUCUCCACUCUAGGACUAGAUGCUGUGCUCAUUCUCUUAUCCUAUGUGCUAAUCUUGAAAACAGUGCUGAGCAUUGCUUCUAACGCUGAACGGCUUAAAGCCUUUAACACCUGCAUUUCCCAUAUCUGUGCUGUACUACUAUUUUAUACCCCAUUAGUCAGCCUUUCCAUGAUCCAUCGUUUCGGGAAAAAGAAAUUACCAGCACAAGUAUAUAUGCUUCUCUCUUACCUGCACUUUCUUGUGCCUCCAAUGCUCAAUCCAAUUGUCUACAGUGUAAAAACCAAAGAGAUUCGUGUACGCAUUUUGAAGAUGUUACAUCGCAAAAAGCUCUGA